Aedes aegypti (yellow fever mosquito) is the source of this 1091-nucleotide messenger RNA. RefSeq names its product adrenodoxin (gene Fdx2). Gene Ontology annotation, molecular function: 2 iron, 2 sulfur cluster binding. The record is from RefSeq and is a predicted model, not a curated record. Bases 248 to 778 code for a protein of 176 amino acids. Lineage: Eukaryota; Metazoa; Arthropoda; Insecta; Diptera; Culicidae. Gene Ontology annotation, biological process: positive regulation of oxidoreductase activity; P450-containing electron transport chain. Gene Ontology annotation, cellular component: mitochondrion. The transcript has 2 exons.
AUGUGACAUCGCUGUCGAGUCUGGAAAUCGUGAAUCAGUUUGGUCCGUUCUCCCGUAACAAGUGCGCGUGCGAAACAUAGUUUGUGAUCGUCCAAAUUUUGUAAUCGGUUCUCGCACGGAUGUCGAAAGUUAUGUGUUAAUUGCUUCCGGUAGUCGAUUCUCCCGUGAAAAUUGUGUACAAUCCUCGGUCACCCCACUCAAUUACGCCCCCCCCCAGUGAAAGCCAAUUUCUAUUUUUCUGGGGAAAAUGUUCAAGCUGAUUACAUCACGUACCACUCAGCAAAUCGUUAGGAAGAGCCUGGCCAAAACCAGUUUGGCCGUGGAUGCUGCUGCUGUUGGCACCUCUAGCAGCAACAAUGUCAUCUCUUUCCAGCAAAUGCGGCUGAUGCAGAGCGUGUCCAGAAAUUUGUCCACAUCCCAGCCGAAGCUGCAGAACGAAGAGGUUGAGGUCACAUUUGUGCGAGCCAACGGAGAGCGGAUAAAAGCUAAAGGAAAGAUCGGCGACUCGCUGCUCGAUGUGAUCGUCAACAAUCAGAUCGAUCUGGAGGGAUUCGGAGCGUGCGAGGGUACGCUGACCUGUUCGACUUGCCAUCUGAUCUUCUCGCAGGCCGACUACGACGCAUUGCCGGAGAAACCGGGCGAUGAGGAGCUGGACAUGCUGGAUCUGGCCUAUGAGCUGACAGAUACAUCCCGGCUCGGUUGCCAGAUUGUGCUGUCGAAGGCAAUGGAGGGACUGGAGGUGCGGGUACCGGCCACGAUCAACGAUGCCAGAAGCUAACCCCUGGACGCACAGAACCGGUGCUCUGAAUGUUACCCGAUGCACAUAUCGUUUGUUCUGGCAAUAGUUUCAGUUGAAUUGUAAAUGUUAUUUCUUGUUUUUAUUUCAAUAGUGUGUAUUACCCAUUCAAUGGGCAAAGCAGCGCAAUAUAAUUCAAUCAUUUCGAAGCGAAAUGCGAGGUUAUCUUUGUCGGGUAGACAAAUAAUAAUCUGGCAAACAAAACACCCCAGUGAAUACACUGUAUGAGCAGAUAAUUCAGGAUAAUUAUCGAAUAAAUAUGGCUUUUAAAUAAAUGAGUAAAGGUAAAACGAAA